Molecule: messenger RNA, 3877 nt
Organism: Microtus ochrogaster (prairie vole)
Lineage: Eukaryota; Metazoa; Chordata; Mammalia; Rodentia; Cricetidae
Gene: Top3a
Product: DNA topoisomerase III alpha
Exons: 17
Coding region: 189-2933 (914 amino acids)
Biological process (GO): DNA topological change; DNA recombination; DNA repair
Cellular component (GO): RecQ family helicase-topoisomerase III complex; nucleus; chromosome
Molecular function (GO): DNA topoisomerase type I (single strand cut, ATP-independent) activity; DNA binding; zinc ion binding
Source: RefSeq, a predicted model, not a curated record
CCGGAAGUUGUCAGUGAGCGCGAGUUUUAGCGGAUCUCUGAGGCGUGGGGUCCACGCUGAGGCAGCCAGUGGCCUGGAAAAGGUGCACUGUUAAAGUGACUCUCGGAGGUGUGCCUCGUGGCAUCUCCUCUGGGUUCCCCAACAUGUACGGGGCACCGUGGAGUUCCUGCUGGCGCAGGGCCUAGGGAAUGAUCUUCCCAAUCACCCUCUUAGCGUUCCGGUGGCAGCGACGGCCUGGAGGCCGUGCCUUGUCCCGCGCUGCCAUGGAAGUGGCCUUCCGAGGAGUACGAAAAGUUCUCUGUGUGGCUGAGAAAAACGACGCAGCCAAGGGGAUCGCCGACUUGCUGUCCAAUGGUCGCAUGCGGCGGAAAGAAGGCCUUUCAAAAUUCAACAAGAUUUAUGAAUUUGACUAUCAUCUGUAUGGGCAAAAUGUUACUAUGAUAAUGACUUCAGUCUCUGGACAUUUGCUGGCUCAUGAUUUCCAGAUGAAGUUUCGGAAAUGGCAGAGCUGCAAUCCCCUAGUCCUCUUUGAAGCGGAAAUUGAAAAGUACUGCCCAGAAAAUUUUAUAGACAUCAAGAAGACUUUGGAGCGAGAGGCACAGCAUUGUCAGGCAUUGGUGAUCUGGACUGACUGUGACAGAGAAGGUGAAAACAUCGGGUUUGAGAUUAUCCACGUCUGCAAGGCUGAUAUGGUGGCUCCUCUGAGGCAGCUCUGUUUGUUUCUCUCGGAUACAGUAACUCAUGACCACAAAGAUGGGACUGUAGAGUUCAACUGGAAAAGAUACCGUCUCUUUAACCACACAGCUUGUCUUGUCAUUUAUCAGUUGUGUAUGGAGGAUCCCAUGGCAACCGUGGUAGAGGUCAGGUCUAAGCCAAAAAGCAAGUGGAGGCCUCAAGCUUUGGACACUGUGGAGCUGGAGAAGCUGGCUUCUCGGAAAUUGAGAAUAAAUGCUAAAGAAACCAUGAGGAUUGCAGAAAAACUCUACACACAAGGGUAUAUCAGCUACCCACGAACAGAAACAAACAUCUUCCCUAAAGACUUAAACCUGGCUGCAUUGGUGGAACAGCAGACCCAGGAUCCACACUGGGGGGCGUUUGCUCAGAACAUUCUAGAGCGGGGUGGCCCCACUCCACGAAAUGGGAACAAAUCUGAUCAAGCUCACCCCCCCAUUCACCCCACCAAAUACAGCAGCGGCCUGCAGGGAGAUGAACGGCGACUAUAUGAAUUCAUUGUUCGCCAUUUCCUGGCUUGCUGCUCCCAGGAUGCUCAGGGGCAAGAGACAACUGUAGAGAUUGACAUUGCCCAGGAACGCUUUGUAGCUCAUGGCCUCGUAAUUCUGGCCCGUAACUACCUGGAUGUGUAUCCAUACGAUCACUGGAGUGACAAGCUCCUCCCUGUCUAUGAGCAAGGCUUCCGCUUUCAGCCCAGCACUGUGGAAAUGGUGGAUGGGGAGACCAGCCCACCCCAGCUGCUUACCGAGGCUGACCUCAUUGCCCUCAUGGAGAAACAUGGUAUCGGUACUGAUGCAACUCAUGCAGAACACAUUGAAACCAUCAAAGCCCGGAUGUAUGUGGGACUCACCUCAGACAAGCGGUUCCUCCCUGGGCACCUGGGCAUGGGACUUGUGGAAGGUUACGAUUCCAUGGGCUAUGAGAUGUCCAAGCCUGACCUCCGUGCCGAGCUGGAAGCUGAUCUUAAGCUGAUCUGUGAGGGCAAGAAGGAUAAGUUUCAGGUUCUAAGGCAGCAAGUGCAGAAAUACAAGCAGGUUUUCAUUGAAGCAGUGGCUAAGGCAAAGAAAUUGGAUGAGGCCUUGUCUCAAUACUUAGGAGAAGGGACAGAGGUGGCCCAGCAAGAAGAGCUCUACCCAGCCAUGCCAGAGCCUGUUCGAAAGUGUCCUCAGUGCAACAAGGAUAUGGUCCUGAAGACCAAGAAGAGUGGUGGGUUCUACCUUAGCUGCACAGGGUUCCCAGAAUGUCGGUCAGCUGUGUGGUUUCCUGACUCGGUGCUGGAGGCCAGCAGGGACAGCAGUGUGUGUCCCAUUUGUCAGCCAUCCCCUGUGUACAGGUUGAAGUUGAAGUUUAAGCGUGGUAGCCUUCCCCCAACCAUGCCCCUGGAGUUUGUUGGCUGUAUAGGUGGAUGUGAUGACACAUUGAAGGAAAUCUUCGGCCUGCGAUUUUCACGGGCCCCAAUAAGAGCUACCCAGCCCUCUGGCCACCUGCAGGCCAGCCAGGUCACCAACAGGAUGGACAGCAGUCAGCAUAAUCUCUCUCAACCUCUGGUCAACAGACAUACUGGACCUUCAAAGGCAAUGGCUCAAACCUUCCUACCACCCACUGCUGCUGGUGAAAGCAACUCUGUGACCUGCAAUUGUGGCCAGGAGGCUGUGCUGCUCACUGUCCGCAAGCAGGGCCCCAACCAGGGCCGGCAGUUCUAUAAGUGCAGUGGUGGUGGUUGCAACUUCUUCCUGUGGGCUGACAGCAACCAUCCCACUGGAGGAGGGCCCCCCACCUCUGCAUCAAGACUCCCCGGCAACUCUGUGGGAUGGUCGUCAGCCUCAGACAGCAACAUGGAUGGGUUUGGCAGCCUUGGCAGUGACAGUGAUGGAAGUACGUCCUGCCUGUGCGGGCAGCCUGUUGUCACACGGACUGUGCAGAAGGAUGGACCCAACAAAGGACGCCAGUUCCACACCUGUGCCAAGCCACGAGAGCAGCAGUGUGGCUUCUUUCAGUGGGUAGAUGAGAACGUGGCCCCAGGGAACUUUACAGCCCCACCAUGGCCAGGAGGCAGAGGAAAAGCCCAGAGACCAGAGGCUACAAGCAAAAGACUAAGAGCUGGUUCCUCAGAUGCAGGAUCUACAGCAAAAAAGCCCCGGAAAUGUAGCCUUUGCCACCAGCCUGGACACACCCGCCCUUUUUGUCCUCAGAACACAUGAGGGCAGGCAAGGUAGAGGACGUUGCCUAGACCAGGAAAUGAGCUAACCGGGACCAGGUGGCCAUCCGGUGUCUGAAAACCUAGGGAUGUGCUGGGUUUGGGGGCUGACCUUCCUUUGUUGAGGAGUCCAUCCAGCUCUGCUUAGGAGUGACUCCAGCUGCUGCACUGCUGAAAGGUCAGUCAUUGUGUAAGCAGAAACUGACCUUGUUGACAUCCGAGCUCUGACUGUGGCUGCUGUCUGCCAAGUGAGAAGCGGGUAGUGCUUCCAGCCAAUACAGGCUCUGUGCAGCUGUCUGAGAAGGAGCUCUCCUAAUGUAUCUGCAGAAGCUACCGUUCCUGCUCCAUCUAGGACACUCAUUGCUCAUGUGCCUUAAUAAAAUACUUCAUCCACUUUUCCUGAUGGUGUGCAGUCUAGGGAUGCCAGCAAGAGCCAGUGAAGGCCACGGGGGCUUCUUCCUGGGACUCCACCCAUCUCAGCACCCUCUUGUCCCAGUUCUUCCCUGCUGUGGCUUGUCCCUUAAAGAUGGCAGAUUGAGACACUGACUUUCGUCCUUCAUACUUUCCAGAAGAGGCCAUGUACUUUUUCCCCCUCAUAAACUUCUAGAAGAGCUGUGCUAGCUUCUCCUACAGUUGAAAAGUGAAAUGUGGAUUGCUCGAGUUGCUAGUUCAUGAAGCAAGUGGAGUUUUCAGGUCUGAGCAGUAGCCUUCACUUAGACCAGUAGCUCUCAGCCUGACCAACAGCAGGCUUUCAACAGUGAGGGACUUGCUCAGUGAGGACAGUUUGCAGCCUGCAUUUAGCAUCUGUCCCUGCCGGGCUGACCUGUUUGAUCACAUAAGAACCUCGUGCCUUCUGUGCCUGGCUUCUUUCCUUUAGCAUAACGUUUACAGGAUUUGUUGAGACUGUACCUCUGCCUCCCGAUUGCUGGGAUUAAAGGUGUGUGCCAC